CGGCGCGCUGCCGCCGGCCGCGCUCCUGCGCCGGGGACUGGCCGCGGCGGUGGCAACAGCGGCAACAACAACAGCGGCGACGGAGGCAUCGCGGCUGGAAGGCGCCGCGGAGGGAACGGAACGGACCGGGCCGGGCCGGCCGCGGCUGGUGCGCCGCUCCGCCUCCGUCCUGCUCCUCCGCGCCGGGCUGCGCGGCGGCGCAAGUCCCACGCCCGGCUCUCCUCCUCCUCCUCCUGCCGCGGCGCGCACUGCGGAUCUCGCAAGGGGAGAGAGACAGAGAGGGACGUUUUGGCGCUGCGACCCCCCCCCCCCCCGCGUUUUGUUGGCUUUGUGUUUGUUGUUUUUUUUUUUUUUUUCUAAUUUUUUUUUAAUUAUUAUUUUUCGCCCCCUCUUUCUUGCCCUGUUCCGCUCCGGGGGCUUUGCCGGCGACAAGGACAGCAGUGCCCCCCGGGGAAGCCGGAGCCCUGCCGAUGCGCCUCCCCGGGACCGGGGGAGCUGACUCUCGGAGUGGAUUUAUUGACUCGCGGUUGGUUCCGAGCUCCCCGAAACAGCCCGGGCUGGUGCCUGUGCGGAUUGCAAACUGCGGAGAGCAGUGAGAGACACGCAGGAGGAGCCUCCUGCCGAGGCUGUGUCCCUUCCCCCCCCCCCCCCCCCGACCCCUCUCAUUUCUCUCCCCGCCGCUUCUGUCCUUUCACCUUUUUUCACUCCUUUCCACGCGAGCCGUAGACACUGUGAACGCGUAUGGCGCACUGGAUCCAAAUGGGAGUUGGCAGUUUGAGUGGCAUCUUCCAAGGCAGCCGGGAGACCCCCGGUCAGAGGAAGGACUGAGGCGGCUGCGAUUUUUUGUCGUUCUUGCUGUUGUUACUUCGGAGGUAGCUUGGAUCUUACCUCGCGGGAGAGUUUCCUACGUGCGAGUGGCAGACGUGACUCAGUAGAUCUGCUUGCGGCUCUCACCAAGUGCAUCGUCGACCCUUCGCGUGUGAUUUUUAACUGUUUUUAUUUUUUGAUUCUUUUAUUUUUCGUUCUUUCUUCCCUACCGAUCGUCCCGGCUGUUGGGAUACCGCCCCCACCCCACACACGCCCCGCCGUUGCCGCUCAGGUGCCGGGGCAGCGGCGUUGGCGAGGCUCCGGGGAGGGACCCGGUGCCGCCCGCCACCAUGGCAGCGCGGCGGCGCGACGCCUCCGCCUGGAAGUACUGCUGGGGAGUCGCGAUGGUGUUGUGCAGAACCGCGCUGGCCAGGUCCAUCGUUUUAGACCCCAUCUACUGGAAUUCCUCCAACCCCAAAUUCCUUCCUGGACAAGGAUUGGUACUAUAUCCACAGAUAGGAGACAAACUGGAUAUUAUAUGCCCAAAAGUGGACUCUAAAACUGUUGGCCAGUAUGAAUAUUAUAAGGUCUACAUGGUUGAUAAAGACCAAGCAGAUAGCUGUGCUAUUAAAAAGGACAAUACACCUCUACUCAACUGUGCCAAGCCAGAUCAAGAUGUUAAGUUUACCAUCAAGUUUCAAGAGUUCAGUCCUAAUCUCUGGGGCCUGGAAUUUCAGAAGAACAAAGAUUAUUACGUCAUAUCAACAUCAAAUGGGUCUUUGGAGGGCCUGGAUAACCAGGAGGGAGGGGUGUGCCAGACAAAAACCAUGAAGAUCCUCAUGAAAGUUGGACAAGAUCCCAACUCGGCGGGGCUGCCCCGGCACACGGAUCCCACCAAGCGCCCCGAGCAGGAAGCUGGCACCAACGGGAAGAGUUCCACCACCAGCCCCUUUGUGAAGGACCACUCAGGAUCUAGCACAGAUGGCAGUAAGGCUGGGCAUUCCAGUAUACUGGGUUCAGAGGUGGCCUUAUUUGCAGGGAUUGCAUCAGGGUGCAUCAUUUUCAUCGUCAUCAUCAUCACUUUGGUGGUUCUUUUGUUGAAGUACCGGAGAAGACACAGGAAGCAUUCCCCGCAACACACGACAACUCUCUCACUUAGUACGUUAGCCACCCCAAAACGCAGUGGCAACAACAAUGGUUCUGAGCCCAGUGACAUUAUCAUUCCUCUAAGGACUGCAGACAGUGUCUUUUGCCCCCACUAUGAAAAGGUCAGCGGCGACUAUGGACAUCCAGUGUACAUAGUUCAAGAGAUGCCUCCUCAGAGUCCAGCAAACAUUUAUUACAAGGUCUGAGAAACACACAAUCAACUCUGUGGUACAGUUGAGUCGUAGAGGAAACUCACUGGUCAAAUGCUUUCUGUUGGGGUUUGUGAUGACGCCUUGUGUGCUAGCAUUGACUCAAGCACAGGGGGGAGAAGGCGACAGCUCUUUCGCUGGGAGCCGACGCGAGCUGGACAGCUUACCUAGUCUGUAGAAUUCCUAUCUCAGUGAAUAAGUAUUCACUAAAAGCUGGAAGACUUUUAUGUAGAAGAUGCCCAUUCUGAUUGCUGUACUCUUGUUACAUUCAUCAUCCUCAAAGCCAUGUGCUGCGGGCGUUCAGGCAUGUACAAAAGCCAAGGGAAGACGGAGUGAUCCGUGGAUGUUAAUAGCUCUAGGCAUCCUGGGAAGGUGCUCUAGGAUAUAUCAAGCUUGAAAUGCAAUCUUCUGACUUUUGUGUGUCUCUCUCAGUGCGUACUGGAUUUGUCACACAGACCUUAGUGUCUAAGUAAGACUUGUUAAAGUUCUCUUGCUUUUAGUCGGUCACUGUUCCAUUUGUUUCUGUUAUCCGGGGCUCUGCCAUCCUUCACAUAAGAUUUCCUUUCACUCCACCUCCUGAAUCACUAAUGGAACAUUAAUGUUUGGAGAUCCGCACUCCAUCCAUCUGCUACAGCAGCCUCACUUGAAUGGGUAAUGCAUUUAUAGAAAUUGUGUUUGAUAGUAAGGAGCCUUCCAGCCAAAAAGUUAGGCUGUCAACAAAGUCAAGAGCAGGACUGGGUGGUGGAGGGAAGGGCUGACUGCAGUUGCAGUUCAAAUACUGCUGCCUCAAAAAUAGAAGCUGGGAAGAAAAAAGACAAAAAAAACCCAUUUAGGUAGCACAGCACUUUGGUACGCUAAGUUUUAAGAGACAAGUAGGAGACACAGUAACACGUGCAGUGGAUUAGGGCUGCAUUUGAAGGAAUUCAUGGUUAUCAAAUACCAGUGUGCAGAAAAAAAAUAGUACCUUCAAUACAGUAGAACAAAGGGGUAUUGUUAGUAAGUGAACAAGCUUGGAGAGGACAAGACAAUAGCAGGCCGCCGAGGAUACAUUAGGGCAGGGCUGUUGUGGUACUGGCAAUAAAAUACACAGCUUUGAAGCUGUAGCGAAAACGUAGUCUGCUUUGGAUGACUUUUAAGCAGACUCAGCUGCUAUACUGUCACAUUGUAGUAAACACAGGGAAAGCAUUUAAGAAAAUAGCAGAGAGCCAAAUCUGACCAAGAUGAUUAUAAGCCAACAGGUGAAAUGAAUUGUAAUUCUGUCACUGGUAAAGUUGUGGAAGAAAAUAAAAUUAAAAAAAAAAGGCAAAAAACCCUUUCUCAUCUCUAAAAGUAAGACAGAAUUUCUUUCUGACUGAGCCUUUUGACACUUCGGUUUAUCGUAGUGCUGUCCCUGCACAGUGAGGGCAGGUACUGUGACUGACACAGCCAUUCGUUGGUGCUCUGUUGCAAAGUUAAAGCACAUAUGGCAAACCUCUUGCAGUCCGUAAGAAUCAAAUAAAUUAUGACACUGAGAUGGAGAAGGAAGAUAUGUCUUAUUUAUAAUAGGUGUAUAGAACACAAGGGAUAUAAAGUGAGAGUUUUUCUUUCGUUUGUUCUUUCUUACUUUUUUGGUUUGGUUUGCUUUUUCUACUAAUAUAUAUUUUGAGAUUGCACAGUAUCUACACCAGAAGAUGUGAAAUUCAUUUGCGGCAAUUAGAUAGUCUUAACUUGUCAUCAUUUUACAUAUAUGUGUGUGUGUUUAUAUAUGUGUAUACAAACAUAUGUAUGUUUAUAUAUGCAUAUAUAUGCAUAUAUAUAUGUAUACACACAUUAAAAAAAAAAAGAAACUGCUUCUGGGAAAAACAUCAGCCAUCCAAAAAUAACAAUGGGAGCAUAUUAAAAAAUAAAUAAAUCCAAAGCAUCUCAUAAGAGAAAACUAGGAAAUAUAAGGCCCAAAAUACCAGGAAGUCAAUGUUACUGCAUCACGGAUUUAACAAUGACAAGGUGUGCCGGCAUUUAUUUUCUGUGUUGUGUUUUCCCUUGCCUUACGGGCUGAUGUGUUCUGUAGAUUUUGUUGAGGUUCAUGGCGGGGGGGGGGGGGGGGUUCAGGUUAAAGUUUUGGUUUUAGCGUGGCUAUUCCCCUAAAGCUCCCACCCUGGGGAGGAAAUAAAAAACCUCUACUUUUAUAUGUGCUAUGCAAAUAGACAUUUCUAACAUAGUCAUGUUACUAUGGUAACACUUUGCUUUCUGAUUUGGAAAGAAAAUGUAGCAACAGCAUUUUGGGGUUCUCAGACCUCUGGUGAGCACCUGCAAGAAAAAAAAAAAAGGAAAAAAAAAAUCUGUCAUAGAAAUGAUCACUCUCUCUGUUUCCUGAACCUGAAAAUGAUGUUGGGAUGUUGGUCCAAAAGAGAGAAACAAAACAAAAAAAAAAAAAUCCCAACCCAUGGUUCUGUGGAAGGUUACCAUGGUGACUAACUACAGUACAUAUGUAAUUCUUUUCAACAACCCUUCCUUUCUGUGAAUCCAUCCAUACAAGGUUCUCUUGUAAGUCAUUAAGGUUUUAUUUUGGGGGAGGGGGAGGAAGGGAAAAGAUGGGUUUACUGAUACUGAUUUUUAUUAAAUCAAAUUAUGCUUCAUCAGUUGGCUACAUUCUAGUUAUGUACUAAACUGUGAAAAAAAAAAUCAGACGAAUUGCUCAAGAGCAACCUGCAACCAAUUGAAAAAAAAAAAAAAUGUAUUGUGCGUCUGUUUUGUGUCUGGUGCAAAAUUAUGACAAUCUACCAACUGUUCCUUUAUUUGACGUUGGUCCAGCUUUGAAAAGUUACUGUGAAUGCCUUGCUUGUAUGAUCAUCCCUAGUCACCCGACUUGGAAUUUGCACCAUCAUGUCUAAGUGAAGAUGCUGUAAAUAGGUUCAGAUUUACUGUAUAUGGAUUUGGGGUGUUACAGUAGCCUUAUUCACCUUUUUAAAUAAUAAAAAAAACCCACAUGAAAACAAGACAAAAAUGGCUUUUCUUAACCAGAUUGUGUAUAUAGAGCAAUGUUGGUUUUUUAUAAAGUCCGAGCAAGAUGUUUUGUAUAAAAUUUGAAUUUUGCAAUGUAUUUAGCUACAGCUUGUUUAAAGGCAGUGUCAUUCCCCUUUGCACUGUAUUGAGGAAAAAAAUGGUAAAAAAGGUUGCCAAAUUGCCGCAUAUUUGUGCUGAAAUUGUGUACCAUGAAUAUUUAUUUAAGAAUUUCUUUGUCCAGUUUGUAAGUAACACAGUAUUAUGCUUGAGUUAUAAAUAAUUUCUUCUUUUUUUUUUAUUUUGUUUUGUUUUGUUUGUUUGUUUGUUUUGUUCUGUUUUAAAACUAGCCGGUCAUAAGUUUGAAAUCUGCUUUAGUUCCACAUUACAAUUAGUUCCCAGAAAAUGAAAAUUAUGAAAAUCACAUUCCACGUCUGUUUCAAACUGAAUUUGUUCUUAAAAAAAUAAAAUAUUUUUUUCCUAUGGAAA
Molecule: messenger RNA, 5630 nt
Organism: Aquila chrysaetos chrysaetos
Lineage: Eukaryota; Metazoa; Chordata; Aves; Accipitriformes; Accipitridae
Gene: EFNB2
Product: ephrin B2
Exons: 5
Coding region: 1158-2159 (333 amino acids)
Biological process (GO): axon guidance; blood vessel morphogenesis; ephrin receptor signaling pathway
Cellular component (GO): plasma membrane
Molecular function (GO): ephrin receptor binding
Source: RefSeq, a predicted model, not a curated record